AUGGAUGAGAUUGAUGAAUUCUUUAUGGACAAGGGAAAUAAUGACAAAAUUCGCAAUGAUGACAUCAGCAACAAUAAUGGGAAUAUAAACUUCAUAGAACGCAUAGAAGAAUCCAAGCCAAUGUCAUCAACUUCUCAGUAUCUGUGGAUCCUCCGUAGCGGUACAAAUGUUGGAGAUAAAUUGACAAGUUAUGUCAAGACAAUUCCUGAAACCCAAAAAUGUUUGAAUCUUGCAUAUUGGAAUAUACUUGAUUUGACUGAGAAUACCCAAAUUAAAUCUCUUUUCUCGACAAAUGACUGGGAGGAAAUGGUUGAAAGUUUCAAUAAUGAAGUUAAAUUGAUUGAAUCAGAUUUUCUUGAUGUGGUAGAGUAUUUUUUCGAUGAAGUUGAAAAAAUUACAAAAAAAGAUAAUAAAGAUAUCAUCAAUGCGAUUGAUAGAUUAACCCCAGAAAUUAUUGAAAUGAAUCGAAAAGUAGAGCUUAGUGAUGAGGAAAAGAACGUUAUUUCCAUUUUAAGACAGGCUGUUGUUAUGUAUGCUGAAAAUCUGGAAAGGGUUGAUCUUCCUGUUUCCGAAGCUGACUUUGACAAUGCAUUUCCCAACAUGCUUGCAAAAAGAUUCUUAAAUAGGGAGGAACUAAAGAUGGAUGUUGGGGAAAUUGCAUGUUGGGUAUCAGCUUGUCGCCGAAAUGAAGGUCAUUCCAUUGUUCUCAGAGCUCGCAUUGGACAAAAGUGUGAUUUUCGAGGAACUUUGAAAAAGAGUAUUAACAGGCUUGAGGCUCUCAUAGGUCUCAGAAGUGGUGGAUUACCAGAGCCUCAUCAAAAAAAGAUUUACGAAGACAAAGUUGAUCUAA
Paraglomus brasilianum is the source of this 850-nucleotide messenger RNA. The record is from the annotation of a GenBank genome assembly. Lineage: Eukaryota; Fungi; Glomeromycota; Glomeromycetes; Paraglomerales; Paraglomeraceae.